Messenger RNA from Mercurialis annua (annual mercury), 814 nucleotides. Its product is annotated as small RNA-binding protein 11, chloroplastic. NCBI's taxonomy places the organism in Eukaryota, Viridiplantae, Streptophyta, Magnoliopsida, Malpighiales, Euphorbiaceae. Gene Ontology annotation, molecular function: U1 snRNA binding; mRNA binding. Bases 84 to 536 code for a protein of 150 amino acids. Gene Ontology annotation, biological process: mRNA splicing, via spliceosome. The record is from RefSeq and is a predicted model, not a curated record. The transcript is spliced from 4 exons. Gene Ontology annotation, cellular component: U2-type prespliceosome; precatalytic spliceosome; U1 snRNP.
ACUUAAUUUUUCAUAUAGCUAAUGGUUAUCCUCCAGUAUGUAUCAAACAAAUUAAAGUGCAGAAUUUUUAAAAAGUAUUGAAGAUGAACCAAACAAUGCUUCUGUCUUCUCCAACACCGAUGCAAAAAAUAUGGAACAACAGCAGAGCAAAUGGAAAAUCUCGGUGGAAUUGCAAUUCCACUUGUAAUUUCCCACUUGCUAGCAGAAUUAUUGUUAAAAAUUUAGGAUAUUCGGUUGGCGAAAGUAGUUUGCAAAAGGAAUUUUCUUAUUUUGGUGAAAUAGCUGAAGUCAAGCUCGUAAAGAAUGACGGCGCAAAGAAGUCCAAAGCAUACGCAUUUAUCCAGUACACUAGUGAAGAUGGUGCAAUUCUAGCUCUGGAGAAUAUGGACCGCAAGAUAUUUGAUGGCAGAUUGAUUUAUGUUGACCUUGCCAAACCUGGGAGAGGCGGUUUUGGAGGGUACCCAAAGGCCUCUGGACCUCCAAAGAAGCGGCAGCAAUUGCCGGAGGAAGAUGAGGUCGUAGACUGCUGGUACUGAUUGAAUUCCACUAGUUAGAAGUGCUAUAUCAAGGACUGAGGGGUCCCCAGUCUAACAGUUUCGAGAUCACAGACAACUAUAAGGAGCGUAUUGUAAUCGACCUCGGAAAAGCUGCAUCGCAUUGAAUUGCUGUGUAAUGACAAUUUACCAUCUUGAUCUGUGUAAUAUGUCAUUCUGUGUUCAUAUGCAGAAGCAAUGCUGAGUUUCCUCAGACCCCCCACAUGAGAUGUAUAGAUUAAUACAUUAUAGACCGAAAUUGAAGUUCAGCUUUAAUGACA